GAAGUUAGAAGGGGACGGGGACUGCAGUGUGUUUCGCGUUAAAAUGACAACCUUAGUGUUGGAUAACGGAGCCUAUAAUGCCAAAAUCGGUUACAGCCAUGAAAAUGUGUCGGUAAUUCCUAACUGUCAAUUCAGAUCAAAAACAGCACGUCUCAAAACCUUUACUGCUAACCAGAUAGAUGAAAUAAAGGACCCUUCUGGACUCUUUUAUAUUCUUCCUUUUCAGAAGGGCUAUUUGGUGAAUUGGGAUGUUCAAAGACAAGUUUGGGAUUACCUUUUUGGAAAAGAAAUGUAUCAGGUAACAUAUUGGACCAUGGAAGAGGAGACUUCUGUGGUUGAUUUUUUAGAUACCAAUAUUAUUAUCACAGAACCAUAUUUUAACUUCACUUCAAUUCAAGAAUCAAUGAAUGAAAUCCUAUUUGAAGAAUAUCAAUUCCAAGCAGUCUUAAGAGUAAAUGCUGGUGCUCUCAGUGCACAUAGGUAUUUUCGAGAUAAUCCUUCCGAAUUAUGCUGUAUCAUUGUAGAUAGCGGAUAUUCCUUUACACAUAUAGUUCCUUACUGUAGAAGUAAAAAGAAGAAAGAAGCAAUUAUUCGGAUAAAUGUGGGAGGAAAACUCCUAACCAAUCAUCUGAAGGAGAUUAUAUCUUACAGGCAGCUACAUGUUAUGGAUGAAACACACGUGAUUAAUCAAGUGAAAGAAGAUGUAUGCUAUGUGUCUCAAGAUUUUUAUAGAGAUAUGGAUAUUGCAAAGUUGAAAGGAGAAGAAAAUACGGUAAUGAUAGACUAUGUGUUGCCUGACUUCAGUACGAUUAAAAAGGGCUUUUGUAAGCCAAGGGAAGAAAUGGUGUUAAGCGGAAAAUACAAAUCUGGGGAACAAAUUCUUCGUCUGGCCAAUGAGAGAUUUGCUGUUCCAGAAAUACUCUUUAAUCCGUCUGAUAUAGGCAUUCAAGAAAUGGGUAUUCCAGAAGCUAUUGUCUACUCAAUUCAGAACUUACCUGAAGAAAUGCAGCCACAUUUUUUUAAGAACAUCGUUUUGACAGGAGGAAAUUCCCUUUUCCCAGGAUUUAGAGAUCGGGUUUACUCAGAAGUUCGAUGUCUCACUCCAACAGAUUAUGAUGUUUCAGUUGUGCUGCCUGAAAACCCUAUUACUUAUGCCUGGGAAGGUGGAAAACUGAUAUCAGAGAAUGACGAUUUUGAAGAUAUGGUAGUAACAAGAGAAGAUUAUGAAGAAAAUGGACAUAGCGUCUGUGAAGAGAAAUUUGAUAUUUAAGCAACAUUCUGAAUUAAAGUUUUGACUAGCUGUGACUGAAAGGUUUAAUUUCAGUGUUCUUCUUAAAGUAGGUUAAGAUUCUGUGUUAGCUUUCAUCCUAAGAUAAGAUCUUAAACUUAUGUGAAUACUUUGAUCCGUGGCUAAUUUUCAAAGGUUUCUUAGCUAAGUUAUUACAAUAAACUGUAUCUCAGCUCAUAUUUUCGUUUAGCAGUUAGUCUACCAUAACAGUGCUUACACUGUUCCUAAGAACAGGUUAUCUUUCAUUAGAAGGGUAAAUGCAUUUUGAAUGUAAUUCUUUACAGCUGGGAGCACAAACAUAAGUGUCUACUGGUCAGUUUUCCUUGGAAAGCUGUUUUGUGUGACUGUGAAUAAGGCGGGAUUGCCUCAAGUGUUUUCUGGCUGACAUGAUUUCUGUUUUAGAACUAAGUAGUUUGUCUAAAAAUUGCCAUUUUUAUUCAUACAUGCUAAAGUUGGGAAGACUACUCUUGUUUGUGUUUAACAUUUGUUUUUUAUUUAGAAUAAAUUGGAAAGGGCGGAAACUAAA
Molecule: messenger RNA, 1814 nt
Organism: Suricata suricatta (meerkat)
Lineage: Eukaryota; Metazoa; Chordata; Mammalia; Carnivora; Herpestidae
Gene: ACTR6
Product: actin related protein 6
Exons: 12
Coding region: 44-1270 (408 amino acids)
Cellular component (GO): Swr1 complex
Molecular function (GO): nucleosome binding
Source: RefSeq, a predicted model, not a curated record